CCCUAAGUCUAGAAUUCCCCUCUGCCCCUCUUUCCUUUCAGGCUGAUGGCGGGCAGUGAAGUGGCCCAUUCCACCCCAGUUCAGAGAGAGGAGCAGAAAAGGCCAGGGACCCAGAGUAUAAGGGACUUGCCUUCUCCUCCCAAGUCCCUCAGACCUCCCUCUCCCUGUCUUUCCUUCCUUCUGUCUGCCCCUCUGUCUCAGUUUUUGUCACACCCCCUCCCCACACAAAUACACACAGCCACUGAGAUAUGCAUCCUGUCCUAGGGUAGGCAUCGCCCUCCCCUAGCUCCACCCUCCCUCCUCUGCUCUUUAAUCAGCUGGAUCUUCUGGAACACAGACGUCAGCUGUGCUCUGUGCUGGGAGGAGCUGACACAAGGCCGCAGCCCCCGAACCCUGAGAAACCAUGAGCUACUCCAAGUUACCCUCAGAAAAAAUUGAGAAGCUGAGGACCAGUAUGCACCAUCAUCUAGAUACUUUCUUUGAUCAUUUGGAAAACAACAGAGAAGACCAGGUGGGUCUGUCUCCCCACUCCUGUGCUCUGCAUCAUGUCCAGUCAGCACUAACUGAGAUGGAGAACCUAGUCAGUGAGGAUUUGCUUGAUGUCGUGGAUGCUCACCUUCAGAGCAACAACCAGGAAUCUAUUCCUUCAGUUUCCAAAGAGCAGCUGGAACUACGUAGUCGAAUCCAUUGCAGAGACCAGAGCCCCUCUGGCCCUGACAAGGAAAGAGAAGGUGCUGGGGCCAAACAGCCUGAGGAGAGCUUCUUCGCCUGGGCAUGCAGGAAGUUCCAAAAGAUGCUGGAGCAAGUGAAGCAGAUAUUACAGAAUUUGCUGCCCUCGAUACAGUGGUUGACUAACUUGUUCAAGUCAGUGGAGGGCCUCUUGAAAGUGAUUAAGAGAUUGUUCCAGAUGGCACAGUCUUCCUGAGUAGCUUCCGGGUCUCAGGGCACCAUAGGGUUUAGGAGGAUCGCGGCCACACCUAGUAGCCCUCUGAUUCCCCCUUUCGUGGAAAGAACCUCCUGAAGUAACCUUUGCCCUCCUGCUCACCCUCGACCUGUCCUUGACAACCUCCCUCCUCACCUGCUCCCUUGCACAGCCUCUCCACCCUGCCUGCCUGGGUUGCCUUCUCCAAAUGUGACCUGUUGCUCUCACUAUGGCAUUUGAAUAAAAGUUGGUCUCACCAAA
Messenger RNA from Rhinolophus ferrumequinum (greater horseshoe bat), 1183 nucleotides. Its product is annotated as interleukin-32. The transcript has 7 exons. Lineage: Eukaryota; Metazoa; Chordata; Mammalia; Chiroptera; Rhinolophidae. Bases 404 to 925 code for a protein of 173 amino acids. The record is from RefSeq and is a predicted model, not a curated record.